Molecule: messenger RNA, 1258 nt
Organism: Prosopis cineraria
Lineage: Eukaryota; Viridiplantae; Streptophyta; Magnoliopsida; Fabales; Fabaceae
Product: probable WRKY transcription factor 12
Exons: 4
Coding region: 212-901 (229 amino acids)
Biological process (GO): regulation of DNA-templated transcription
Molecular function (GO): DNA-binding transcription factor activity; sequence-specific DNA binding
Source: RefSeq, a predicted model, not a curated record
AUAACCCCAUUCCUAAUUACUCCCUUCUCCAAACCCAAACCUGCUUCCUCAAUCAAUCGCUUCAUUCUUUUUCUCUACUGUUUCUCUCUCUCUCUCUCAAUUCUCAAAGCUAGCUCUAGAAGAAGAAGACGACGAACGCGAAUUCCUCAGAGAAUUCAUAUUUCAGAAUCAUCAAAAGCUUCUUCAAAUUAUCUGAUAUAUCAUCAUCAUCAUGGAAGGAGAGAGAGGCAGUGUUCCGAAUUAUGAACUUCAGGUUUCGUUCACAAACCCUCAUCAUCAAGCGACCAUCCACGAAAUGGGUUUUGUUCAAUUCGAAGAGAAUCAAGUGCUCAGCUUCUUGGCUCCUUCUUCUGCCCAAUCUCAAUCUUCUUCUUGUGGCGGAAGCAGCACCGCCGCCGCACCGGCGGCAGCUGGCGGCAGCGGCGCAGUCGCAACUUCCGUCGGGUUUAGCCAUAAUGACCUUGUUACUUCCAGAACUCCAUGGAACAACAACGACCAGGUGGGAAAUCUGGAUCCCAAGGCUGUGAAUGAUGAAAACUGCACUGGAAAUGCUAGUGACGGCAACAAUACAUGGUGGAGGAAUGCAGCAGCAUCAGAGAAAAGCAAAGUGAAGGUGAGGAGGAAGCUGAGGGAGCCAAGGUUUUGUUUCCAAACAAGAAGCGAUGUGGAUGUGCUUGAUGAUGGCUACAAAUGGAGGAAGUAUGGCCAGAAAGUUGUCAAAAAUAGCCUUCAUCCAAGAAGCUACUACCGUUGCACCCAUAGCAAUUGCAGAGUGAAAAAGAGGGUUGAACGACUGUCAGAGGACUGUCGUAUGGUGAUAACCACUUAUGAAGGAAGGCACAACCACUCUCCUUGCGAUGACUCGAAUUCAUCCGAACAUGAAUGCUUCACCUCUUUCUAAUAAUUAAUAGGUAAGCCAAUUAGAGAGCAACCAAAAAAAAAAAAGGGAAGAAAACUAAGGAGGAGGAAGAAGAAGAAGAAAACAAAACGAAUUGUCGUUUCAUUAUUUGACAGCAUGGUAUUAGUUUAAUCGUGACAAUCAUUUACUCAUAGGCCAUAUUUGAGGGAUUGCCAUGUACUUUUAUAUUACCGAUCGAGUGCAGUCUUCCUUAAAGGUGUACUCUUAUAUAUGUUAUUUGUUAGAAAGGGACUCUCUGCAUAUGUAUAUGUGUUAAUAUAUAACACGUUUUAGCUAUAUUCUUACUGUGAUGUAUGUGCAUGCAAAUUGAACAUUCUUUGACCUGAUCAUCUGGUUGGU